This is a messenger RNA of Yamadazyma tenuis ATCC 10573, 883 nucleotides long. RefSeq names its product mitochondrial 54S ribosomal protein mL46. Gene Ontology annotation, cellular component: mitochondrial large ribosomal subunit. The record is from RefSeq and is a predicted model, not a curated record. Lineage: Eukaryota; Fungi; Ascomycota; Pichiomycetes; Serinales; Debaryomycetaceae. Gene Ontology annotation, molecular function: structural constituent of ribosome.
AACCUCACGCUAAUGAUCAGGAAUACUAUAAUAAGACACUACUCGAGUAUUACUGCCACUCCUGUCAUAUCUUCCACUGUAUUAUUGGCCAGGAAUCCGGUGAUCACUAGGGACUUGCCCGCGUUCGAAAAGCUGUAUUAUAAGUACCAGAAUGAACUAUGGAAACGAUUGAUGUGGACUUUUCCAAAAUGGUUCUACUACAGAGGGGGAACCUUGGGAGACCACCGGUUCAAGGAAUUGAAUAAGCCACCUGUGUAUAACAACCCAACCAUGGAGUUUACCGAUGGAAGACCAGAAAUCAGACAGCUGAGAGAUAGAAGAUUCAAGCAAGAACUUAGAUUACCUAAAACUUAUAAGCAGGCUGAAGAUGGAAGUGAAAUUGUAGAUGAAUAUUCGUCAGACAGUUUAUCUCGGAAGAUCAAUCCCAACUCCCGAGUCACUCAGGCGGAUGAGAAAAACGAUACGACUAGUUUAGAGAGAAAAUUGAGUCGCUCCUUAUACUUGGUGAUAAGUGAAGACAACAAGACCUGGACAUUUCCCAACUUCGCUGUGAGUCAAGAACAUGAGAUCCCAUUGCACAAAGUGGCUGAAGACGGAAUUUACAACCUUGGUGGCCAAGGGUUGAACUAUUAUAAUGUUUCGAGUAAACCAUGUCACGUGAUCUCAUCUUCUGACAAUAACGAAUUUUUCAUCAAGUCCCAGAUAGUGUCAGGCCAGUUCAAACCAGCAUCCAGCACCGUAAAAUUUAUGUGGUUGGCCAAAGAAGAGUUGCCAAAAUACUUGAACAAUGACUAUUAUAACGAAAUUCAACAUCUAUUAAAUGAUAUUUAAAGCUUUUUUCACAUAGACUUUUGUACAUAGCCAAAUAUAAUUUAAAUAUCUU